This is a messenger RNA of Gadus morhua (Atlantic cod), 1761 nucleotides long. It is a transcript of the gene ahsga, whose product is annotated as alpha-2-HS-glycoprotein 2. The coding region runs from base 123 to 1364 and encodes 413 amino acids. Gene Ontology annotation, cellular component: extracellular region; extracellular matrix; blood microparticle. The record is from RefSeq and is a predicted model, not a curated record. Gene Ontology annotation, molecular function: cysteine-type endopeptidase inhibitor activity. The transcript is spliced from 7 exons. Lineage: Eukaryota; Metazoa; Chordata; Actinopteri; Gadiformes; Gadidae. Gene Ontology annotation, biological process: negative regulation of endopeptidase activity.
AGACGCUAGGAUACAUAUACCAGGGAUGAACGUCGCCUGGUCUCCCUAUCGUACUCUUGACUCGCCUCGAUCGCUAUCGGCAGAUCUUAAACCUUUUGGCCCUGUAGCCCAUCUUGCGGAAAAUGUGCUCCAUGAGCAUCGCCGUGACUCUGGUUCUCGUGGCACUGGGGGCCCAAGGGCUGCCCCCCGGCGGACUGCCCCUCGGCGGGUUGCCCCCCGUCGGGCUACCCAUUUUCAGUCGGCCUCCAUGCGAUUCUCCUGACAUAGAAGCUGUAGCCAUGGUGGCUCAGGAUUACCUAAAUGGCCAACACACUCACGGCUACAAGUACGUCCUGAACAGGAUUGAGGACGUAAAGAUCAUCACAACGCUCAGUGGAGAAGCUACAUACCUGAUGGAGGUGGACCUAUUGGAGACAAGCUGCCAUGUGCUGGAUCCCAAGCCUCUUACCAACUGCUCUGUCAGGCCCAAAGUGAUGACGGCAGUUGAAGGAGACUGCGACGUGGUGUUGAAGCAGGUGGGCGGGGCUCUAAGCGUCACCGCCUUCAAAUGUAAAACUGAAGAGUCAAGAGAAGACAUGUGCCUCGACUGCCCCACCCUCCUCCCCCUGAAUGACACCAUUGGAUUAGACUUUGUCCAGGCGUCUCUAGGAACAUUCAACGUCAGAACCAAUCAGACCUUCAGCCUAAUGGAGGUUGGGAGGAUGUCCAAAAAGCCGAUAUCUGCUGGAGACAUCAUUGCGGCUGAGUAUGUCAUAAUAGGAGCCAAUUGUACAAGCAGUGAAUGUGUGCCCUUGGAUAAUGCUGAACAAGGCUUUUGCGUGGCAGAAGGUUUGGGUUCUGACUACACCGUCGACUGCACUAUGUUUGGCGUUCUGUCAAUAAACGACAGCAGCACUGCAGCCUCCAGUCCUUCCCUCCUCCCAGUGAUCCAGCCAGGUCUGAGACACCACAAACUCACCCUGAUCCAUAACCCCGGGCUCAGCGGACUCCUGUCUGCCGAAUCCGCCGGCGAGUCCGGCGAAUCCACUGAGUCCGGUGAGGUGGUUCAAGUGGUGCUUGGGUCACCAACCUCCGUGGCGGCUGACCCUCCCCUGUCUACUCUCGUCCCCGUUAACGCUGUUCUCGACCCGGUCAUGGAGCUCUUGCCAACUCUACCCGUCAACCUGACAGUGGAGGACAAAGACAUAGCUGAUGUCGUGCCAACGGUUGGCUCCAUCCCGACCGCGGGUCUGCCAGCCGGUGAUGACAGCACAAAGGCUGUGGUAGUAAAAAGGGCAGCAGAAUCAGUUAAGCCCGUCAUGCUUGAUGAAACAGAACUGACCCUUCCUGUUCCACAAUGUCCCGGGAGGAUCAGACACUAUUAGGGGUUUGGCGGUUCCUCGUCACAGCGCAAAGACUCCACAGCAUCGCAGCGAGGGCUGUCCUGAUAUACCCCAACAUGUCCUGCUGAGACCUGGCUUUAUACUACGGGGAACUAGCUGCAGAACAUAAGCAACUGAAGAUUCAGCCAAAUAUAAACACUGACAACCUUGACCGAUCAAUAAAGCUAUCCUUAUGGUUGUAUAUUCUCCUAUGAUGCUUGGUAACUAUUCAUUUAUAUGGCAGGGGAGAAAAUUCUUAGAAUAAACAUUUGAACCCAAGUUAGAAUUUUGAUUUGACCAUGGCUGUUGAGCUUCACACUUAGUUGCUUCAUACCCACAAGACCCCAUAAGAUUCAAAUAGCUUUUGCCAAAUGCGACCUAAUAAAAUAUAAUUCUUGAA